GGUGAUGGAAAGUUAGGUAUAUCAAUUUAUCAAUCAAAGUCCAUCACAAAAGAAAGAAAGAAAGAAAGAAAGAAGAUCGAGAUUGUUUAACAUUUCUUAAACCCACCUCUUCAAACCAUCUCUUUCUUCCACUGUAAAAAUUCCUCUCUCAUUCUUUCCUUCUUUCUCUCUCAGAGCCGUUAUGUAUAGUAUCUUUGGUCUGAGUUUACGUCCAACGAACCACCCGUGUUAAGUUCUUCCAAAGUGCCAUCGGAUUCCUUGUUUUCUUUGUUUCGACUUUCUGGGCAGAAGACCUCCAUGGAUUCUCAGGUCUUGGUGGCUCUCGGCCUCUCACUUGUCGGUGGACUUAGUACUUCCAUAGGGGCGCUCUUUGUUAUCCUCAAUCCGACUCCCAAUUUGAAGAUGCUUGGACUUCUGCAGGGGUUUGCUGCAGGUCUGAUGCUGAGUAUAUCAUUCCUGGAUUUGGCUCACAAUGCAAUAAACUCUAUUGGAUUCUUAAAAGGCAACUUAUGGUUUUUCGCGGGUGUUGUUUUCUUUGCUGUGGUUGCCAAUUUCAUACCAGAACCGACACUUGCUCCCGUUUCAGAUGGGAAAGAUAAAAAGAAUAAAGGGGAUGAAGGGGGCAAGGAUAUUAUGAAAAAGCAUCGCCGUCAAGUCUUGUUCAGUGGGAUUAUUACAGCAAUAGGCAUAAGCUUGCAUAAUUUUCCAGAAGGAAUGGCAGUGUUCCUAGGAUCUAUGAAGGGUCUUCGUGUUGGUCUCAACUUGGCACUGGCCAUUGCUUUGCACAACAUACCAGAGGGCGUUGCUGUUGCACUUCCUGUUUACUUUGCGACACAAAGUAAGUGGCAGGCAUUCAAAUUGGCAACCCUAUCUGGUUUGGCUGAACCCUUGGGUGUUAUAAUCGUAGCGUAUCUAUUCCCUAGCAGCUUGAGUCCUGAAAUCCUUGAAGGCCUUCUCGGAUCAGUUGGUGGAGUGAUGGCUUUUCUAACUUUGCAUGAGAUGCUGCCCUUGGCAUUUGACUAUGCCGGGCAGAAACAAGCUAUCAAGGCCGUGUUCUUGGGAAUGGCAUUUAUGUCCGCGAGCUUAUAUUUCCUUGAAAUCAGCUUACCUGAGGAGAUGAGCUUGUAGAAAUUGAUCAGCAUUAAUUCCCCUGUUGUACAUGCCUAAUUAACUUUGCUAUAAUCAUGUGUCCUAACUUCUAUCCCAGCCAGUGACUGCUUUUCUUCGUUCACUGGCAUUAGAAGAUUAGUACUGAUAAGCUUCUUUCAAGUCCCUCAAAUAAUUGGAGUGGUGGCUAAUUUGGUCACAUCUACUUAAUACAUUAAUCUUGCCUUUUUAUCCUAACCUGGAAUAUAAAAAAAAAUUAAAAAAAUUAAAAAAAAAGUUGUCUGAAACUGUUAUCUCUCUGCU
Morus notabilis is the source of this 1410-nucleotide messenger RNA. Its product is annotated as zinc transporter ZTP29. The record is from RefSeq and is a predicted model, not a curated record. The transcript is spliced from 12 exons. Gene Ontology annotation, biological process: zinc ion transmembrane transport. Bases 298 to 1128 code for a protein of 276 amino acids. Gene Ontology annotation, molecular function: zinc ion transmembrane transporter activity. Gene Ontology annotation, cellular component: membrane. Lineage: Eukaryota; Viridiplantae; Streptophyta; Magnoliopsida; Rosales; Moraceae.